Myxozyma melibiosi is the source of this 1819-nucleotide messenger RNA. RefSeq lists its product as uncharacterized. Gene Ontology annotation, molecular function: ubiquitin binding. The transcript is spliced from 3 exons. Gene Ontology annotation, cellular component: endoplasmic reticulum. Bases 114 to 1688 code for a protein of 524 amino acids. The record is from RefSeq and is a predicted model, not a curated record. Lineage: Eukaryota; Fungi; Ascomycota; Lipomycetes; Lipomycetales; Lipomycetaceae.
AUAGGCUGACGGGGUGAGGGGUUGGUAGACGCACGUGACAUUAGAAACAUAUCUAGAGCCUCUGCUCUACUACUACUGCUACUACUCACAAUCAAUCAUAUUCUAACAGCACAAUGGACUCUCUCGAUCCGGCGCACGUCGAGUCGCUGCAGCAGUUUGUGACAAUCACGAGCUGGCCCGAAAACGACAUCGAAGGCGCGAUCCAGAUGCUGUCGGUCUGCCAGUGGAAUGUCGAGCUCGCAAUCACUCGCUUCUACGACGAAGGACCUCUGCGACCAAACCCCCACGAGCCCGCAAGAACACCGACGCCGCCGCCGGUGGUCGCGCCGCGGAUAGCGAGUCCGACGCCGCGGACGCUGGCGCCUCGGCCGUCGUCUUUCCUCGCGAGCAUCAUCACCUCGGUCGUGUUCUUCCCGCUGUCGGUGGUCUCUAAAGUCGCGCACUCGGCAUACUACCUCUUCACGAUGCUGUUCCCGUUCCUGCCCCGGCUCACCGGGGUGUACCCCGCCAACCUCGGCGCAGCGCGGUCCGAGCGACGAUCUGUGAAUCCACGGGACACCGCCGCGCGCUUCAUCCGCGAUUUUGAGGAGGAAGUAGGCAGUAGUGGCGAAUCACGGCUGUCGUUCUUUGAAGGGGGAUACACGCAGGCCUUGGAUCUGGCGAAGAAGGAGCUGCGGUUCUUGGUCGUGCUGCUGCAGAGCGAUGAGCAUGAUGAUACUACCAAGUUUAAUAAGGAGGUGCUGUGUGCGCCUGAGGUUGUGCAGUAUUUCCAGGAACAUCAGAUCCUUGUCUGGGCAGGCAACGUUCGCGAGUCGGAAGCGUAUCAGGUCUCAAACGCGCUGUCGUGCACGAAAUACCCAUUCCUAGCGAUAAUUGCCUACACCCCCGCCACAGCCUCGCACCCUUCCGCAAUGUCGAUCCACGCCCGUCUGCAAGGCUUCAUGUCCCCUCCCGCGCUCAUCGCGAACCUCAACACAGUCAUCACCCGCCACGGCCCUGUGCUGGACCGAAUCCGCAACGAGCGCAACGAGCAGCAGCAGGCAAGGGAGAUCCGCGCGCAGCAGGAUUCCGCGUACGAGGCUUCGUUGGCUGCCGAUCGCGAGCGGGAGCGGGCGAGAGCGGAGAGAGAGCGCGCGGAGCAGGAGAGGAUCGCGGAGCAGGAGCGCGUCGAGAGAGAGAAGCUAGAGGCCGAGCAGCGCAUUGCGCAGUAUAAGCUGUGGCGCGCGUCGCAGCUCAAACAGACCAUGCUCGAAUUCACAGACCAGCAGCCUUCUACGACUGAAAAAGUAGCGCGGAUCAGUAUCCGUCUGCCGUCAGGCGACCGCGUGGUUACGCGGUUUUUGGCAGAGUCUCAGACUGUCGAGGAUAUUUAUGCAUUUGUGGAUUGCUAUGACAUCUUGCAUCCCAAACCGUCGUCCUCUGCUGCUUCUACCUCUGCGCGGUCUUUGGCAUCUUCAGGAUCGUCUACUUCGCUCUCGUCCAUGGCUACAUCCACCGCUGCUGCUACCAACAGCAAACCAGAAAACUACACACACAGAUAUAAAUUCAACCUCGUCUCCCCCAUGCCACGGUUCCUGGUCCCCGUUGAUGCCGACAAACUGAUAAAGGACGAAAAAAGCCUGUUUCCGAACGGCAACUUGAUUGUCGAGGAGGAGGUCGAGGAGGAGGAGGAGAGUGUUGGUGCUUAGAGUGUUGUCGAGCGUCGCUAAUGAAUCAUACAUCAUCAUCAUCUACGAGCUUCUCAUGUAGUGCCAAAAUCACAUUGCAACUCCAGCUGAGAUCAGACAACUCUAGGAGAAACCACAAAGAACAUAGUCCG